AUGUCACACACCGUCGAUAUCCCCCAAACCAUCAAGGACUCUCUUCGCAAGUUCCGCUUUGCACGACGAAAUGCAGGGAGUGCUGCCCUUGUCAUCAAGAUCAAUAAGACCAAGCUUAUCAUGGAAGAGGCGGAUCUAUUUGACAAUAUAUCCAUCGACGAUCUCGCCGAAGAACUGCCGGAGAAUUCACCGCGAUAUGUCGUAUUGUCAUACGAAUUAAAACAUCGCGAUGGGAGAACAUCGUUCCCGCUAGUCCUCGUUAACUGGGCACCAUCUUCAAGUGAAAUUGGCAUGAUGACUCUCCACGCAAGUGCAUUCUUAGAUUUCCAGUCAACUGCAGACGUGAGCAAGGUCAUCGAGAUAAGAGAUGGGGCUGAAUCUUUGACCAAGGCGGCCAUUGAUGCUCAGCUCCUUGGAUAG
Serpula lacrymans var. lacrymans S7.9 is the source of this 420-nucleotide messenger RNA. RefSeq lists its product as uncharacterized. Lineage: Eukaryota; Fungi; Basidiomycota; Agaricomycetes; Boletales; Serpulaceae. The transcript has 4 exons. Gene Ontology annotation, molecular function: Arp2/3 complex binding; actin binding. The coding region runs from base 1 to 420 and encodes 139 amino acids. The record is from RefSeq and is a predicted model, not a curated record. Gene Ontology annotation, biological process: negative regulation of Arp2/3 complex-mediated actin nucleation; actin filament debranching. Gene Ontology annotation, cellular component: actin cortical patch.